CUCUUUCUUCCCUUAACUUUCCUAUAGGCAAUAAAUCAUUCACACACUGCAUAGAUGCUUGCUUAUGGGGCACACUUGGAUCUAAAUUGUGUUGUUAUGAUCAUAUUGACGAUGAUAUUACCCUUUCUAGGGUUGCUUUUCUGGCUAGAAAACAAGGUAACCAAUUCCAGUGAGGUCAAUCCUUGCUCCAAAUGGAAGGAACUAUUGCAGAUCAGUGAUGAAAUAAAUAGUGUGUUCUAUCAACAUGAUGAGGAUAACACUAGUUUACACUGUGCUUGCUCCUUCUGUGGCAGAUUAAGCAACGUAUACUCAAGAUGCUCACGCUGCAAAACUGCUAUGUAUUGCUCAAAUGCUUGCCAUGUUAUGCACCGGAGGAUAUGCCACAAAUACGAAUGCGUUGAUGUCUUAGAAAAUCAGGAGGAAACACCAUCUCAUGGAACCCAAUUCCUUCUCAAGGAUCCUAAAAAUGAUAAGUACUCAUUCAAUGAAGUUGAGCAGAAAAUAUACAAGGGAGAUGUUUACAAUAUCGAAGGAGGAGAAAACAGUUUUGAUCAUGAGUUCAGUGAUGAAACAGCAAUGCCUCGACAUAGAACUGUGAAUUGUAACAAUGGCUGUGCUGUGUGUGGUAAUCCAACCUCCAAACUAUGCUCAAGAUGCAAAACUAUAAAAUAUUGGUAA
This is a messenger RNA of Cajanus cajan (pigeon pea), 678 nucleotides long. Lineage: Eukaryota; Viridiplantae; Streptophyta; Magnoliopsida; Fabales; Fabaceae. The record is from RefSeq and is a predicted model, not a curated record.